GUCUUCAACAACAAACCCCAAACCCGCCCAAACCACAAACACAUUCUUCGUUUCACUCUUGCCGGUCUUAAAUUUUACCUCGGCAGCAGCAUAUCAACUUGGCUCUUCUAUCGGCCAAACUCAACAAUACAAUUAUAAACCAAAAGAAAACAAAGCAGCUCUCUCUCUCUCUCUCUCUCUCUCUCUGGUUGGGGCCAAACAGUAAGAGCCUCAGAGCUGCAAAAUCUCAACAAGCGUCUCUCUACCGCUUAUCUUUUCCAUCUUAUCCACACCGCUUUGUCUUCUCCCUCUUCAUCAUCAUCAUCAUCGUCACCUCCUCUGCUGCAAUAACAAACCCCAUAUUAAUAAAUCUCCUCUUCUCUUUCUCCUUCCCUCUCCUCCUCUCACUCGUUAAAUUUUAUAUCUUACAAUAUAUAUCCUCCAAAACCCAAUCUCCUUGUUGGGUCUUAACCCUUCUUGGGAGCUUUGGUUCUAACACGUACACCCCAUCUCUCAAAACCCCUCGAGUCGUUGCUCGCUCAACGCACACCUCUAUCCGAUUCAACCGAGGGUUUUCUUUUUGUGGUGAGUCUCGGUAUUGAAACAUGGCUGUUGCGUCGGCUUUGGUGGAGAUUCUGAGCAGACCCACGUUUGUAGAAGUGCUGGGGGAGCUUGUCAAGUUCAUCACUCCUCUAUGGAUUGCUGUGAUUGUUGGGGUUUGUGUUGGCUGGGCGUGGCGGCCCAAAUGGGUCGCCGUGGUUGGUCGAGAAUUGUUGGAUAGCUCCUCACGAAAGGACUCUGCUUCUUCUUCCUCUUCUUCUUCAUCGCCACCAGCAGCAUCCACGUGUGGGAUUUCGAUUCCGAGUUUGAGUUUGAAUUUGAGUUCGUUGCUGCCAAAUUACAUUCCUUGGGCAGCUGACGACGGCAGUCAGGACCAGGCUCUAGCUUUGCCACCUACCACCAAUACUGAUUGCAGUUCCUCACAGAUUGAAAAUGAUGAAUCUUGUAAUGUCUCUGAUGACGAUUUACGCCACAUAUGUCAGCUGGUUGAGGAGAAAGAUGGGGGUCCUGCUUGGAUUCAUAUGAUGAAUAAGUCAACUCCAACUAUGGGCUACCAAGCUUGGCGUAGAGAUCCUCAGACUGGACCUCCACAGUACCGGAGUAGGACUGUGUUUGAAGAUGCAUCACCUGAGACGGUGAGGGAUUUUUUUUGGGAUGAUGAAUUUCGGGCAAAGUGGGAUGACAUGCUUCUCGAGGCUUCUACUUUGGAGGAAUGCCCAACUACUGGAACCAUGCUAGUGCACUGGGUCCGCAAGUUUCCAUUCUUUUGUAGCGACAGAGAUUACAUGAUAGGUCGUCGCAUUUGGGAAUCAGGGCGAUCGUACUACUGUGUUACUAAGGGAGUGCCCUCCUCUGCUGUGCCAAGGCGUGAAAAACCUAGACGCGUUGAUUUGUACUAUUCAAGUUGGUGCAUUCGUGCAGUUGAAUCAAAAAGAGGGGACGGCCAGCUUACUGCAUGUGAGGUUCUGCUGUUUCACCAUGAAGAUAUGGGUAUUCCUUGGGAGAUUGCGAAACUUGGUGUUCGUCAGGGUAUGUGGGGAGCUGUUAAAAAGAUUGAACCAGGCCUACGUUUAUAUCAGAAAGAGAGAGCCGCUAAAGCCCCACUUUCGCGGUGUGCUAAAAUGGCUCAGAUCAACACGAAAGUCAGUGCAGAUUACCUGAGAUUGGUGGAAAACAGCUCCAAGGAUUCCAUGGAGGUUGAAAAUUCAGAUCCACCUGAGAAACCAGUUGGGAGAAACAUACCUAAAGCUCUAGUUGUCGGAGGGGCAAUAGUUCUUGCUUGCAGUCUUGAUCGAGGGCUCUUGACUAAGGCAGUUAUAUUCGGAGUAGCCCGAAGAUUUGCCAAAAUUGGGAGGAGGUUGUGAUCUAACAUGAUUAUUGCUUCAUCCCAGAUGAUGCCUAGCUAAUGUCUGUCAAGAGAAGUGAGGAAUUGCCAUGUGAUGAAUAUUCGAGCUUGUGCCUUUUUGACAGGAUUGGAGGUGUCACAUUCUUUCUCCUUUUUGUUUUAGCUAUGAAUAUAGCUUAAAUUGUAUAAGUACCCCCAGGCCAAAAGAGAGGAAACCAAGACGAGAGAGUAUAGCUGUAUUCAUUUAAUGUUGGAAAUGCCCAUGAAUGAUCUUGUUCUGCAAGAAUAAACAGAAAUGUUCAGGUUCUUUAAUGUUCAUUUUCUUUCUUCAGUAUAUGGAUCUUCAUAACCAAUUGUUGUACAUA
This is a messenger RNA of Argentina anserina (silverweed cinquefoil), 2250 nucleotides long. RefSeq lists its product as uncharacterized. NCBI's taxonomy places the organism in Eukaryota, Viridiplantae, Streptophyta, Magnoliopsida, Rosales, Rosaceae. Gene Ontology annotation, molecular function: lipid binding. Bases 585 to 1904 code for a protein of 439 amino acids. The transcript has 6 exons. The record is from RefSeq and is a predicted model, not a curated record.